AUGGAUUUGAAAAACCCAAUUGCUCUAAGUUGGGUUGUUUUAUUUUUGUUAUACAAUAGCGCGCUUUAUCUAAUAAUUUUUUAUUGUGCUGCAAAAAUUAGGAAAGCAAUUACUGAACAAAUGGCACAUAUGGAGAUAUCUAAACGUUCGGGGGAAUUAAAUGGACAAAUUACUAGAACUCUUCUUAUUCAGGCCAUAUUACCAGCAUUUCCUUUAUUAAUAAGUUCGUUGGCUGUUAUUUCUAUAUUUUUUUCUUCUGAUUUAAUGGGAACAAUAUUUCUUACAUUACAAUUAUUUGUUACACUACCUUUAAAUUGGGCCCCAAUGUUAAAUCCUUUUGUUAGUUUAAUGGUUGUUAAGCAUUAUAGAAGAUGUAUUAUUUUACUUUUAAGAAGAUUUCUUUUUGGAGAGAAGAAAUCCCUCAUGGAAGAUGAGAAAACAAAAGUUAAAAUAAUUAAUGUAGCAAGAGCUAAUAGAAUGAUUAAAUCAUGGCAUGAAAAUGAAAAAAAGAAUAACAACAAUCAUCCUUUAACGGCACCACCACGUUUAAAUAAAAAUUAA
Molecule: messenger RNA, 561 nt
Organism: Meloidogyne enterolobii
Lineage: Eukaryota; Metazoa; Nematoda; Chromadorea; Rhabditida; Meloidogynidae
Source: the annotation of a GenBank genome assembly